AUGCCGCGCGCGGACCUCAGCGCCCCCGUCGAGGCCGGCCAGAACGUCACGGCCGUCUGGUCGCAGUGGACGCAUGCGCAAGGCCCCGUCAUGGUCUGGAUGUACAAGUGCGACGGCGACUUCGGCUCCUCGUGCACGGGUGAGGGCCAGGGCUGGUUCAAGAUCGACCAGAUGGGCCUGUUCGGCAGCGACCCCAACUCGGAGGACUGGGGCACCGGCAUCGUCCUCAAGACGCUCGAGUGGAGCAGCAAGGUUCCCUCGAACCUCGCCCCUGGCAACUACCUAAUCCGCCACGAGCUGCUGGCCCUGCACCAGGCCAACACCCCCCAGUUCUACGCCGAGUGCGCCCAGGUCGUCGUCUCCGGCAGCGGCACCGCCGCGCCCCCGUCCGACAAGCUCUACAGCAUCCCCACCUACGCUCCUCAGGAUGACCCCGGCAUCACGGUCGACAUCUACCAGGGCGGUCUCACCAGCUACACCUGCCCCGGCGGUGACGUCUGGGAGGGUUUCGAGUAA
Molecule: messenger RNA, 516 nt
Organism: Chaetomium globosum CBS 148.51
Lineage: Eukaryota; Fungi; Ascomycota; Sordariomycetes; Sordariales; Chaetomiaceae
Exons: 3
Coding region: 1-516 (171 amino acids)
Source: RefSeq, a predicted model, not a curated record